This is a messenger RNA of Dreissena polymorpha, 5322 nucleotides long. RefSeq lists its product as uncharacterized. The transcript has 4 exons. The coding region runs from base 1303 to 2184 and encodes 293 amino acids. Lineage: Eukaryota; Metazoa; Mollusca; Bivalvia; Myida; Dreissenidae. The record is from RefSeq and is a predicted model, not a curated record.
CCACAUUUUGAAAAUCCACAUCGGUCGGUUACUCUUUUUGAAGCCUUACCUGAUCAAAAAUCAGACGAAAUAUCUAUUUAAUUUAGUAUAUGGUAAUUCUUAAAAAAAAAUUUUUGGAAACGUUUUUCUAACGUUUUCUUCCAAGAAUAUUGCUGACACCUUUUUAGUGAAUUUUUCUAAGACCGUUUUAUGUCAAAAAAUCUUCUUAUAACCUAAAACAAAUUUCGUUCGUAAAACAAUUCUAUCUGCACUAUAAAUCUCAAUCUCCUACGCAGUGGCCUCCCUUAUACUAGAAGUUACUGACCGGGCGAAGCAAGGGCAGUAACUGCUGUGAGGAGUUUCUAUAAAAAUCUGCAUUCAGAAAUCUGCAUUCAGAAAUCUGUAUUCAGAACUCAAUCUGUUGUGCACGUUUGCAUCUAACGCUUACCACAAGUUUUACGACAAAUUCUUGACGCAGACGAAUAGGGUAGCGUCUAUUUUCAUUUGUGAAAAGAAUAGUUCGAUACAGUUCUGUCCGUGCUUAAGUUUUGAAAGGCUUGGGUAAUUAUUUUUCAUAAGCGUUUCAAACACUGAUGUAAAUGAAAAGAUUAUCUAUUUAAAUAGUCGGUAAUUGUUUGAAAUUAUUGAUUUGAGAAAUUCGCGGAUGGAGAUAUCGAACUACAUUAUACCACGUGACGCCAUUUUGUAACUGAGUAGCUGAUUCACAAUGAUCGCAAGUAUUAUUGUAAUUUAUAUUGUGCAUUCAUGUUAAAUGUAUUAUAUGAAAUAAACAUAUUGCUUCAUUUUCUUCUAUAUUGAACAAUGAUCAAUUAAUUGCAUAUAUCACAUUGAGCAUUGUUUUUCCGAGCUUUAAACUGACAACAUUACACGAUAAGUUGUUGUUACUGUGGUGUUGUCAUUAUGUCAUACGUUUAAUUAAGCCUCAUUGCCCUCAAUUAACAUUUUGAUUUGCAUUGUAACAAAUUCUCUAUUGUUAACAAUCGUAACGUUUGAAAUAACUGUACAGAAUAAUUUGUAUUCGAUGAAAAUACUAUUUUAAUGAACGACGUUCGUAUAUUACAUUCAUUACUGAUGUGAAACCAAACAUUAUACUCAUGUCAUUGGCAUAGCAUAGUUUUGUUUCAUUUAUAUGAGUCCAAAAUUCACCCCAUUCCCUGCUUUAAAGGUAUUUUUAUAUUAAAAGACCUUCAAAUAGUUUGCGUGAAGACUGAAAUAAUAUUUUUUUAUCAAUAAUAGAUCGAUCGUGUCAAACAAUACUGUGACCCAAAAGGAAGCAAACAAACUGCUUGGAUUUGUAACUUUAUGGCGGCCACUGACAUAGCCCACAUGAGGCAGAUAAACCCUGGCCCCCACGCAGGCACAUUAAAGGCCAGGGUAAUUGCCACAAAGGGGCCAUCCACCUACACUAGCGGGGGAGACCAGCGCCAAUCCUUGAUUGUAGGACUGGCUGACAUGACUGGGGCAGCAAAGGCUGUCAUUUAUGACAGUGCCCAGUUCCAGCGGUAUCAAGCGGGACAGUCCGUAGUGAUUCGAAAUUUCAUCUUGAGAGCAGAUGGGUCAGUAAUUGUCACCCGGAAUUCAAGAACGUUCUCCACCUCCUCCAUCGUUGCAUCGGAUGGAUUCGCUUCUGCAGCCAGUGGUCUCGUUCACCCCCCGGAAGCCCCGUUCAUGAGCCUGGAACAGGCAGCUGCCUCCCCUGCAAAGACACUUGUGUCUGUUAGGGGGCACAUUGUGCAGGAGGACCUGGAAAGAGAGGUCAUGGUUGGGAGUUCCCCGACAAGGGUUAAGGACAUUACGAUCUCCGACAAUCGUCGGAGAGUGAAACUAACCCUCUGGCGAGAGGCUUGUGAUAUGCCCCACGGUCUGGGAACGUUCAUCCAAGUCACAAAUGCUGUGACAAACGUUCACAGAGGCGACACUUCGCUGUCACUGACCUCAAGAAGCGUUAUCCAGACUGCUGAGGCUCCUUUAGAUGAAAGAGUAGUGACCAUUGAAGGCGUUGGGGGAGACCAGGAAACAAAAGAGCUCCUGGCCGAUGAUGGAGAAUGCUACUUGGUAGCAACCGAGGUGUUAAGUGACGCUCUUCCUGGCGAGGACAUAGACACAUUCAUCACCCAGAAUGCUCCUGUCACCCUUCGUCUUUUCAUGCGAGGGGCCACAGUUGAGCGGGUUCAUGCAAUGUGACUUGACAUGUGUAUUUUAGCUCACUUGAGCACCAUGUGCUCAUGGUGAGCUUUUGUUAUCACCUUUUGUCCGUUGUUAACAUUUGCUUUGAUAACACUCUACAGGCCACAUUUAUUGUCUGAUCAUCAUAAAACUUGGUCAGAAAAUUUGUCUCAAUCCUAUCUUGAACAUGUAAGAAAAUGGUUGUGGUCUGUUGAAAAACAUGGCCACCAUGAAGCUUGGCAUUCUACCUUAUAUGGCUAUAGUAAAACGUCCUUAACAAUCUAGAAGUUACACUUUCAGUCCAAUCUUCAUGAAACUUGGUCAGAACAUGUGUUUGUAUGAUACCUGGAGUUGAUUUCAAGUAUUGUUCCCGUCUGUUGAAAAACAUGGCUUCUAGGGGGCUGGAUUUGUUUCCUUAUAUGGCUAUAGAAAGGCCUUGUAAACUAUUUCGUUCAUAUUUUGGCCAAAUUUGUAAAUGGUUUCAGAAACAUAAUACAAGUUGCUGAGAGCAGUACCAUUAAGUCUCAGGCCUCUGACCCUCUUGUUUUUACUUGCAUUUCCAUUGUGUAAAAAACCAUUUUCAUGCUUUGAAAAAAAUAUAUCUAGUCAUGUUCAUUUCAUUUUGGGUAAAUAAAAGUUAAUAAGUGUUUUUAUUACUCAUUUCAUUUUUUACAGAUAUGUAAAAACUGUUCUUUAAUGUCUGCUUUAACCUCUAUCACUUAUGAACACUUAUAUUGUUUUAGUGUAGUGUUGAUUGUUUUCAUUACUUAUGUUCAUAUUUACAGAUAUGCAAAAACAAUUUGUUUAUGUCUUCCCUACCUCUUUGUUACAUGUACAUAUUUACUUCACAAACAGAAUGUCAUACGCUUUGCUUGUUUUCAUGUGUUAAAGUGCACUCAUUUUUCUGCUUGUUGUCAUCUAUAGCAUUAUGUAAUUGGUAUGAUUGUUUUUGCAUUUUACAUUAACUUCCCUAUCAAAAUCAGCUUGUCAGUAUCUUUGUGUGCGCUCAAUAUGUUUUUACCCAUUUCAGUCAUUUUCCUGCAACACUACUCUAUGGUUAAGACCUUGCAAGGUCAAAUAUUUUAGCAUCUACUUUUCCAUCCUGUUGUGUCUCUUACAUUCGUUGCAUCAUUUCCAUACAUUUUGCUUACUUUCAUUAAAGAAAUCUAGUUAAUGUUCAAAGUGCAUAAUUCAGUCAAGGCAGAUAAAAAUCAGCUCACAUUUAAAGGUGAACAGUUAAACCUUUAAUGUUUUCAUAUCUUCUUCAUAUUCCUUAUUCCAAUCAAUCUGUUUAAAAAAAAUGCAUUGAACUGUUUACUGUUCGCAGUAUACUGUUGAGGAGAAAUAUUAAGAUAAUAUUAAUGCAUACAACUUAACAAUCAUAUAUUCAGUAGUUCAUACAGUACUACAAUUGUUCAAAUAUGUUUUAUUGCAUUGUUAUGGUGCUAUGUAUGCGUAUGUUCCUUGCAAAAUAUUGAUGCAUUGUUUAAUUUUUGUUCUUCUAUUAUAUAAUGAUACAUCAUUUUUUGUCUAUAUCGUACGAUAUUCAAUUUCUUGCAAGCGAAUAUACACCCAUUGAUGCUUAAUCUACAAUAAAGCAUUUGUUCUCUUAAUCUUACGAUAUAAAUUAAUUUCUAACAAGCAAAUAUACCCUUGUAAAUCAUCUAUAAUUUCUUUUCGCAUAGUUGCUCGACUUAUGGGUAUGAUUCAUACUAAUAAAUAUAAACAGAAUAUCACAUUAAUACCUUAUACACUGCUUUCAUGUCACAAUAUUUAAUAUUCAUUAAGGACACAGAUCCCUACUGUUCUAUUAUGACCGAUAUAUAUAUAUUAUGAACAUAACAACUGCUUUCCUUUCAUGUUCAGCUAUUUAAUUUUCCACAAAUUUGAACUUCUUUACCAUUAUUAAACACUUGUUAAAGAACUAUUAUCUUCAUUCAAAUUACAAUAAUAAAUCUCACUACAACAAAUGUAAUUAACUGCAUGUUCUUUUAAGCAGUAAACACACUCAAUGAUGGAACCUUGAUCAAUCGUAUACAUAUAUAUAUAUAUAUAUAUAUAUAUAUAUAUAUAAUUCACUAUAUAUUCACAGUAAACAUGUGUACCUGUUGAAAUCCAACAUAAAUUAAAACGUGUAUCUUUUCAUUGUUGUUUUGCUAUGUAUGCUUACAAUUUCAUGUACAUUAAUGUCAAACAAGGAAGGCUGUAAUAUGUUACACAUAGCCAAAUGCUUCCAUUUAGCAUAAUCUUACCUAAGUAUGAUCUCCUCAUUGUUUGCUCAUUUCAUGUUUCAAUGUUUAACAUAGUGUUUGUAAAUGCAUGUAUAUAUAUUUGCGUACCUUUAUAUGUCCCCCACUAUAGUAGUGAGGGACAAAUUGUUUUUGCUCUGUCUGUUGGUCUGUUGGUUGGUUGGUCUGUUGGUUGGUUGGUUUGCGCCAACUUUAACAUUUUGCAAUAACUUUUGCUAUAUUGAAGAUAGCUACUUCAUAUUUGGCAUGCAUGUGUAUCUCAUGGAGCUGCACAUUUUGAGUGGUGAAAGGUCAAGGUCAUCCUUCAAGAUCAGAGGUCAAAUAUAUGUGGUCCAACUAGCUCAUUUUAUGAAUACUUAUGCAAUUUUGAAGAUAGCAACUUGAUAUUUGGCAUGCGUGUGUACCUCAAGGAGCUGCACAUUUUGAGUGGUGAAGGCUCAAGGUCAAGGCCAUCCUUCACGGUCAAACGUCAUAUAGGAGGACAUUGUGUUUCACAAACACAUCUUGUUUCAUCUUCACGUUCUUCUUUCGCUUACUAGGAUUUCUUUUGAAAACGUAAAAAUAUACAAACUGCUUCAUUCUAUUGAGGGUGUGAUAACUUAUCCUUUAAGUACAUUUUAUCAUUUUCGUUACAUAAGAAGUUUCACUUUUUACCUUGUCAUAAUGAUUAUUUAGUACCUACAUUAUGAUUCUUCUUAUACAUCAGUUACAAAAACUUAGCACUGUGUUUAUACAAUCGAAUAUCAAAUAUGCUCAUUCUGUGGUAUUUUCCCAACACCAUAUAUAUCAAUAGUUGCAUUACAUCUGUUCUGCUACAUAUUUCGUUUAUGACAUGCUUGUUAUACAUCUCGUUUUAAAUGCAUUUCUUUUUUACUGCUGGUUUCAAAAUAAAUAUUUUUCAACUUGA